Messenger RNA from Sinocyclocheilus rhinocerous, 895 nucleotides. RefSeq lists its product as uncharacterized. Lineage: Eukaryota; Metazoa; Chordata; Actinopteri; Cypriniformes; Cyprinidae. Bases 26 to 895 code for a protein of 289 amino acids. The record is from RefSeq and is a predicted model, not a curated record. The transcript has 5 exons.
GGCUCUGAGCAGCGUCUUUGACCAGAUGACUUUGCUGAGACACCAGGAGCUCGCCCCAGUCCUUUUGGGCUACCUGAAGCAGAGACACGCCUCGGGUUCACCUUGUGGGUCCGACACCAGCAGCCUCAGUGCUUGGCUUGAGGAGAGCUUUGGCAAAUUCUCCAUCUAUGUGGAUUACAAAGACCUGCGUGAGAUCAACACUGGCUUCGACAGCUUUGAGGCCCUGGACAUUCUGAGCACUUCUCAGGUCGCUGAACUGACGCUAGAGUCUGGAGCGCUGAACAGCGCAGCUCUGAUAAACAUGGUCUUUGAACGCCUAGAGCACGGCAACUCUUUCCAGAAUGUUGAAGAGUUCAUUGUGGCUCUCACCCAGACCACACAGGAUUUGGACAUCAGCCCUGUGGUGAGGGACAUCAUGAUGAAUCGAACCUUCACCAUCAUCAGUCUUCAUUUUACCGACUUUGUGACCGACGACUGGGUUUCCUGGUUCACGGUGAAACUGAUUCCUCUCAUUCCCAGCUUGACUGCAGAGAUGCUCCAGACAGCAACAUUAAACACCGACUGCAAUGAAUACCACGUCAUCGUUGGGGCUCUGAGCAGCGUCUUUGACCAGAUGACUUUGCUGAGACACCAGGAGCUCGCCCCAGUCCUUUUGGGCUACCUGAAGCAGAGACACGCCUCGGAUGAAUCGAACCUUCACUAUCAUCAGUCUUCAUUUUGUCGACUUUGUGACCGACGACUGGGUUUCCUGGUUCACGGUGAAACUGAUUCCUUUCCUUCCCAGCUUGACUGCAGAGAUGCUCCAGACAGCAACAUUAAACACCGACUGCACCGAAUACCACGUCAUGUACGUAGCGCUCCCUAUCUUUGUGACCGCUCUGUAACGCCCGUCUAA